GGCCCGCUGCAGACUUACUUACCUUUUUUUUUCUCUCUCCAGCAAUUCUCCACUAGCAUAGUCCUUACAUAAUUUCUCUUCCGACAGGCUGAGCGCCUCAUACUGAGUGCUAUUGUACGUCUGCGAAUAUUUUCCGUGGGGAAGAGUCAUGGGUGCACCAGGCAGAUCACCUAACCGGACUGCCUCCGUGGAUUUCAUUGACCACCAUCUGCCUCAGAUCAAUCCAGUCUUCGAGCAUCCGGGAAUUGAGUAUGACUGCACCGAGGGAGAAUAUCUUCCUCCAACAAUAAUAGCCACCAGCCCGGUCGAGGGCGAUCUCAUCCCUCCCCGACCCGCUGUUCCUCAGGUUGACGCCAUGAGAUUCUGGUCGGACAUUUUUCCUGACUGCAUGGUUGAAUUAAAGCAGAAGCAUCCGGAACCUGCAGAACCAAGAACCAAAGGGUGCAGCAUUCGCAGUCAAUCCGACUGGGAAGGAGUCCGAAGCCGGCUAGACAAGGCGCAGAGUCAUUAUGAAGUGCCGAAAAGAACAAUAGCCAAGGGCUUAUUCAAGAUGGUCUAUCGCAAAGCAGCCGACAACACUGAGCAGGCCAAGAUGGUCAGCAAGCUACUGGCUCAGGUCGAAAACAUCUCGCCCUUCAUCGCGACAAUCGAUAUUCUCUUGGAUGCGGCGACGAUGGCGUCCAAAGUGCGCGAAAAGGUGACUUCGGCAUUCGAGCCCGAGGCGCUGAAAGACGACUUCGAGAGCAUCGAAUUUUUCAGGGCCACGUUUCCUAAAGAUCGAAAGAUCCGAAAGAAAUCAGUGACGCUGGCUGUUUCGGUCUUCGAAGCGAUUGAAAAUGCGAUCGGGUUCUUCCUUAGCCAUGAUUUUCAUCCGACAGUCUCACGUACCUGGCGUAUCUUGGCAGAGGGGAGUGAGUACCAGGGAAAACUCAUCCGUAGCAUUGAGGUAAUUCAGAAACACAGCUCGAAGCUAGCAAACCAGGCGCGUAAGGCAGAAAUGCACAGCACGCGUGUCGCGUUGGAAGACUUGAUCCGGGGUAAAGAAGUCGCAACGGCCGUCACGCUCGCCAAUUCAGACAAACUUGACGAAGCGAAGAAGGACCGACAACGGCUGGCCGAUGAGCAGAUAGCACGGAUGUUGAAUCAUCUGAACGGAUUGUUUCAGGUGGCAGAGGAGCGAGAGAAACAGUGGGAGGAAAGAGGGAGGAAACGGGAGGAGCGCGAGAGGCGAAGAGAAGAAACGGCCAGGAGACAGUCCGAUGAGACAAACCACUUGCUCGAGCACCUUUGGGCCUUUAACCCAAGCCAUUACCAGUUCCUCUUGGAUGCCCCCAACUGUGCAGUCGCCCUUCUAUCCCAAUUUCCUCGCAUAACCUCAGUUGUUUCUGAGGCCAACGAUAUCGCACAAAUCCUCUCUCAACGCGCACGUAUUGCGCUUGCGUCGCGACGACGGGCUGAAGCCGCGCUAGCGACCGGUCAUGUGCGCUUGACCUGGCUCUGCUCUCUUCACGACGAAGCUGAGUACCACAGAGACACAGUGGGUGGAAAGGGCAUGAUCAAAGCAUUUCUAGCCCAGCUGCUGCGGCAGCACACCUUCGACCAGAACACUUUACAGGAGGGUCAAACUUAUCUCAAAGACAAAAGAAAUUCCAGUACAGAGGCUCUAUGUAAGCUGUUUGCUUGGCUUGUCCGCAAACUUCCGAAGGGGCUCAAACUUAUCGUCAUAAUGGAUGAGCUUGGACGAUAUGAGACGGACGAGUACGAGAAAGGCAUGCUUCGAACGCUGAGGACGAUCCUGGGUCUAUCGCGAGAUCGAACGGUGCCCUGCCAGGUCAAGGUUCUGGCCACGAGCGUCGACAUCACAGACACCGUUCAUAACACAUUUCAGGAUGAUGACGAUUGUUUGCUUGACUUCGACACUUUGGAGGAAGUGGACGAUAUCGGAGAGAUGGAGUUUAACACUGAUUUGGCUCGCGAUGAUGACACUAGCGAUGAUGAAGAGUGA
Aspergillus homomorphus CBS 101889 is the source of this 2005-nucleotide messenger RNA. RefSeq lists its product as uncharacterized. Bases 149 to 2005 code for a protein of 618 amino acids. The record is from RefSeq and is a predicted model, not a curated record. NCBI's taxonomy places the organism in Eukaryota, Fungi, Ascomycota, Eurotiomycetes, Eurotiales, Aspergillaceae. The transcript has 6 exons.